Purpureocillium takamizusanense is the source of this 2657-nucleotide messenger RNA. RefSeq lists its product as uncharacterized. Lineage: Eukaryota; Fungi; Ascomycota; Sordariomycetes; Hypocreales; Ophiocordycipitaceae. Bases 527 to 2437 code for a protein of 636 amino acids. The record is from RefSeq and is a predicted model, not a curated record. The transcript has 2 exons.
GACAAACUUCAGGUCACGAGGAGAUCUGUCCUUGACCCUCGCGGAUCGUCCUCGUCUCCUCCCUCCUUCUUUUUGCUCUCCCCUCCCCGAAGCUCGCCCGCCAUCGCCUCUCCUGGACCUCUCUAGGUCCAGCCCGUCCAUGCAGCUCGACCCGUGGUGCUAAGCCAACAGCAGUUGCUGCCGUCGGUGCUGCUGGUGCUGCCACCGCCGCCGCCGCCGCCUCCAGCACUGCCGUUGCUUCUCAUCAACUGCUAGGCCGGUGCUGCAGCUCUGCUUCUCGACACUCGCUCACUGGCUGCUUUGCUUGCCUGCUUGCUUCCCGGUCUGGCUCGCCUCGCCCGCCCCUCGACGCUCCUUAUGGUCCUGCCAGAACCUGCUCCAGCCGAGGAGCUGCACUCUUCUCCCAAAGCCCCUUCUGCUUUGUAGUCUCUGCCGUCGAGACAUUCCACACUCUUUUUUCUUUCCUGUCCUAGGCUUCCAGCCCACCUUUUCCUUUGCAGCUUACUCUGGCCCGCCGAUUCACGUCAUGGCCACCCAGGCUCCCGACUCCAGCCAGCCCUCCAAGACGAGCGCCCCAAAGGACAAGAAUUGCCCCUACUGCGGGCAAGCCUUCACCUCGUCCUCCCUCGGCCGACAUCUCGAUCUAUAUAUCAAAGAGAAGAAUCCCAAGCCUCCGGAUGGCGUACACGAUGUCGAGGCUAUACGCAAGCUCCGGGGUGGCAUCACGAGGCGGCACCCCAGGGGCUCGGUUGGCGGGAGGAAGGAGUCGACACCCGCGGGCACGCCCAGACAGUCCUCGGCCAAGCGGGAGACGUCGGCCCCCGAGGCCGAGACGUUCAAGCCGGCCACCAUCCCCAAGGACGGCCAGUACGCCGUCGACUCGACACUCAGCAAGUUCCCUUUUACGCCGCGGUGGGAGGCGACGGGCGUCAUAAAUGACAUCCCCGGCAAGGGAUCCUGGGAAUCCGGCGACACGCCUCAGGACCCCGCCAGGCGCCCCAGCAUGCAGCGUACCGUCAGCAAGCAGGCCGCCCAGAAGGCCCAGUACGACGUGAAGCAGAAGCUGGCAGAUGCCAUGGACACUGCUCGGGCUGCGGAGCUUGCCCUGCGCGAGCUCCUCAGCUCGUGGCGGGCGGCCAAGCAACACAUUGACAACAACUCGAUGCCCUUCGACUUUGAUCCCCUGUCCCUCGACUUCCCCGCCCUCACGCUCCAGUGCCUUUGCCCGCCCCCAACCCUCUUCUCCUCCACCCAACACCCGACAUCGACCUCCUGGUCUGUGCAGUCGCCGGGCCAGCGCGAGUUCGGCGCCCUGCAGGCGUACUUUGAGGAAGAGUUUCGCGCCUGGAAGAUUGCGUGCGCUUCCGCCACGACAGCUGCUUACGAGGAGCUCACCUACCCACCCUCGGGCAACCCGCAUAAGGAUGCUCGCGAUGCCGUCAAGAGGGCGGAGAAGACUGCCGAGCACCUCGAGAAGCAGGUCGAGGAGCAUCUGCAGUCGGCCUACGACGUGUGGGACACCCUCCCGGCUGCGCGGCAACAGGAGCUAUGGGUACUGGAGCUGGCCCGAAGCGUCGGCAGGAAACACAAGGAGUCGGAGAAAAUGAAGGAGCAGCAGCACAGGCUGCAGCAGGAGAACGCCAAUCUGAAGAUGCAGAUUGACCAGCUGAACCGAUUGCAGCAGCCUCGCGAGUUCAAGCUGCUGUCGCCGACCACCAUCCCCAUUGAGCGGGAUCUCAUUAGCCAUGCGUACGAGCAGGGCGUCAAAGGGGGCAAGAGCGUGGGGUUCGAUCUCGAGGACCGCCACCAGGAUCUCGGCACCGUCGUGACGAGGUCAAUUGAGCGCUGGAAGAACGUCAUUACGUCGACCCGGGUCACGACAGGCGGUAUGAGCGCCCAGAAGUCUCUAGACCAGGCCGCUCAACCCCCCGGCACCGCGCCGAGCCCGUCGCAUUCGCAGCCGCAGAGCGUCUCCCAGACACCCCAACCGCAUCCCUCGUCUCAUCACCCCCCGAAACCCCUGUCUACCGCGAGCACUAACGGACCCGCGAGCGAGCCCACAACGUCCGCCAGCAACACCGGCCCGCCUUCCAUCGAAGAGGAGAUGAGCGACCAGGACGCCGACGCUGAGAUGGAGGAUGACGACAGCUUCGCCAUGAUGAAUGCCUCGCCGGCCAAAACCGCCCACGCCCCCCUGCAGCAGCAGGCGAGCCUGGACGUACCCCGGACCCGCGGCCUGGUGCAGCAGCAGCAAAGCGCCACCCAGGACAUGCGCUUCAUGAUGCAGAACGGCGCGGGCAGCCCCGUGGGCAGAGCGGGCAUGACGAUGAGCCGCUCCAUGCCCAACAUGGCCAUGGCGAUGCAAGGCAACCCGAUGCAGGGCGGCGACAUGGGCAUGAUGCAGCAAGUUCGUGGCGACCCCAUGUACAUGGAAUAAAGACAGUGUGCCGGUAAUGUCGGAUCCGGCUACAUGUAUUCAGUGAGCAGCAAGGAGAAAUGGUGGAAAAAAAAUAAAAUCUACAGGGGAAAGGGGGGGUUCCUUGAUUGAAUGAGCGACAAACAAGCGACUUGUAUAACGAUAAUGGACGGACCUUAGACCGAGCAGAGUUUUAUUCUUGCUCAUGAUGUGUUAAUACGAACCACUUUUGGAUAUAGUA